Molecule: messenger RNA, 1427 nt
Organism: Quercus lobata
Lineage: Eukaryota; Viridiplantae; Streptophyta; Magnoliopsida; Fagales; Fagaceae
Product: vesicle-associated protein 1-1-like
Exons: 8
Coding region: 406-1116 (236 amino acids)
Biological process (GO): endoplasmic reticulum membrane organization
Cellular component (GO): plasma membrane; endoplasmic reticulum membrane
Source: RefSeq, a predicted model, not a curated record
UCUUCCAUUCUUUCUUCCACGGACACCCCAUAUACAGUUACACACACUCUCUCUCUCUCAAAAUUAAAGCAGAGAAGCAUCGAAACAGAAAAAAAAAAGCAAAAUUUUUUCAAUUCCACAAAAAGAAAACACACAAAACAAAUAAAAAAGCAAGACCAUCAUUAUUUGUGCAACCCCUCUCGAUCUCUCCGCCGAUCUUUUAUUGUUUUCACAAAACACUUUUUCAAAAUACAAAAACAACAACAGAUUCACAUUCACUUCCUUCCUUCCCUUCAGAUCCCUUCCUCUCCACAGAUACUCUCUCUCUCUCUCUAUUCGCCCUUCGUCUCUGCUUUUCCCAAAAAAACUAACUUUUUAUUAUUUUUUCUUUUUCAAUUCUAAAUUUUGUGUUCACAUUUCAUCAAAAUGAGCACAGGAGAGCUCCUCAGCAUCGAACCUAUCGAACUCAAGUUCCCCUUUGAAUUGAGGAAGCAGAUCUCGUGUUCGCUUCAAUUGUCAAAUAAGACAGAUAAUUAUGUUGCUUUCAAGGUGAAAACAACGAAUCCAAAGAAGUAUUGUGUUCGUCCGAACACUGGAAUUGUCUUGCCACGGUCCACAUGUGAUGUUAUAGUUACCAUGCAAGCACAGAAAGAGGCUCCUCUUGACAUGCAAUGUAAGGACAAGUUUCUCCUUCAGAGUGUAAAAGUAAACGAUGGUGUGACCAUAAAGGAGAUUACCCCAGAAAUGUUCAAUAAAGAGGCUGGACAUAUGGUUGAGGAGUGCAAAUUGAGAGUGUUAUAUAUAUCUCCACCUCAACCACCUUCUCCGGUACCAGAAGGGUCGGAAGAAGGGUCUUCACCAAGGGGUUCUGUUUCUGAGAAUGGAAAUGCUGACUUCGCUACUUCUACAAAAGCCUUUGAGCCUCAAGACAAAUCCGCAGAGGCAAGUUAUCUAAUUUCAAAACUGACUGAAGAAAAGAAUAAUGCAAAUCAACAAAAUAACAGGCUUCGUCAGGAACUGGAACUGCUGAGGCGUGAAGGCCAUAAAAAUCGUGGUGGCUCUGGUGUCUCCUUCAUGAUUGUCAUCUUGGUUGGAUUGAUUGGCUUAAUUUUGGGGUAUCUUAUGAAGAAGAAGUAAAAUUGUGCCAGCUAUAGAUCUUUUGCAUAUAUUGUCCACAAAUUCCAUUUUGUUUCUGAUCAUUGAAGGAUGAUGAUGAAAAAAGUAAAAGAAGGUAACUCGCAAAGGACGGUGCUUUUCUUGGUUUAGCUUUGUUGAAGUAGUAAACUCAUUUAGGUGCAGUCAAGGGAUGGGUUCAUGGUCCUAGUUGCUUAACUAUCAAAGUAUUGUGCGGUAACUCAUUUUUUGGGAACGCGCAUUCUUUUUGUAACUUAAAGAGGAUGAUUUUCUUUGUUUUAUUUGUGGUUCCACUUGGGAGGUUCUGGACUUUC